This is a messenger RNA of Dicrocoelium dendriticum, 699 nucleotides long. NCBI's taxonomy places the organism in Eukaryota, Metazoa, Platyhelminthes, Trematoda, Plagiorchiida, Dicrocoeliidae. The record is from the annotation of a GenBank genome assembly.
AUGAAAACGGUUAGCCCGUCCCAGGAGCGUUCACAACCAAAAACGUCCGCCUCACCAUCAUCUGCACAGAGAAGACCGAAAUCCAGCUUUAAGAUACCGCAUUGGUUAGCGCCACCGGAGGAGCAAGAGUGCUCAACCGAUGCGACAGAACAGACGAGAAAGACUCUGGCAUCUACAACAUUGAAACCAAGAACCACGACACCUGUGACUGCAACGACAGUUGCGCGGCGCAAUGCUGAAGAAACCUGCGGUUUUCCGGAUGGAUCUGAGCCACAGAAUGAUCCAGGCGCAAAAUACCUCACAACGCGCCUUGAGGUGACGCGACGUAAGGCAAUUGACGCUAUCUUUUACCACAGUGGUGGAGCCAAGGGCUGCAAUGCUAUUUGUGAAGAAAGGACAGAUUCCCAGGUGAAAUAUCAACACUGCAUAUCUGGAUGCUGUUCACGUAUUCGCUUCGCUGCAUGCAACGGAACAUGUUCAAAGGGGCUUUCGGGGAACUCCUGCAAUGAGCUUUGUUGCAAGGCCGAAAUAAUUUCGGAACAUUAUAAAAAAUGCCAAGCAACCUGUCGGGCAUCAUUCUUCCCGAGGUGGAGAGCUGAGUUAUGCAUCGAAAUGUGUUCCGCGAUUCAUCCGACCGAUCUUAUUCAACCCUCUAGGACGGAAGCGGAAUGCGAAAGUGGACCUGGGGUUUUCAGAUGA